Cladocopium goreaui is the source of this 2309-nucleotide messenger RNA. The record is from the annotation of a GenBank genome assembly. Lineage: Eukaryota; Dinophyceae; Suessiales; Symbiodiniaceae.
UUGAUAACGGCCCUGAGCAGUGCGACGCCGCAGUGUUUUCAACUGCGGGAUGUCGUCUGUUGGGGCCAAGUCGGAACUACUCAAUGUGCUUGGAGAUGUGAAGGUCAGAGUGCAGGACAAGCUUGGGAUUGUGGAUUUCCCAAUGCCGCAAUUCAUUUUACUUGGAAGACAGUCCGUAGGCAAAAGUCGCCUCAUUGAAGCCCUGGCCGGAGAAUGCUUCAACUUUAUCUCAGGUACUUUGGGCAGCAGAAGACCUACCAUCUUAGAGUUCAGACAUGCACCGGGUUACACAGUUUCCAAGUGGUACGUUCGAGACAGAAAGAGCAACCAGUGGAUGGAGUAUCCCAUUGAGCAGGUGAUGAAGAUCGUGGGAGAUGCGCACGAAGAAUGUGGAACAUCUUGUAGUCAUGAGCCCAUCUACGUUCGCAUUGAGUCCAAUGCAUGCGUUGAUAUGCAAAUAGUGGAUCUUCCGGGCUUCAGGGAUUUUGCCCUUGACACCGGCAAGCAAGACUUAGCCGAUAAGAUUGAGAAGAUGGUGAUGACGUUUAUGAAAGACAAGAGAAAUGUGAUGCUUUGUGUGGAACAGGCAGGGGAUGCUGCAACAAUGUCAACAUUGGCAAAAUGUCGCAAUUUGGACCCAGAGUUCAAAAGAACCAUCCUCAUCAGAAACAAGCUUGACAAGUAUUACAAUGACUUAACACCCGACAAUGUGAGCAAGUGGGUGGAUGGUUUUGGAGACCUGCCUGACUCGCUGGUGCGAUUUGCACUGACACUUCCUUGGUGGCAUGAUGGAAGUCCAAUGCCAAAGCCAUUCAACCAGAUCAAGGAUGAAAUGGAUGCAAGUGACAAGAAUCAAAUGGCCUCAAAAGGCUUGAGCGACAUGUACAUGGACACAAUUGGUUUCAAAAACUUUGUGAAAUUUAUGGAAAAGAAGAUUGAACAGAUGUUUGCAGAAGCCAUCGACCCAGUCGUGUCGAACCUGAAGGACUUGAAAUCCACUGCGCAGAGCCAAAAGAAGGAUCUGGAGACGGAGUACAAUGACACGGAUCCCCAUCGCAUUCUCAGCACAACACGGGACUGCGGCAUCUCCUUCGCAACCGCAUUGACGCAUGUCAUGGAAGGUGUGCUCGAUCUGCAGCCUGUGAUGAACUUGGACGAGGAGCUUCGUGCUUUUCAUCACUACCAUGAAACCUUGGGCUCCAACCAUUUCAGUAUGCUUCCUUCAGAGGAUUUCUGCAGCAUCAACGACUACAUUGACUACCUGAGAAAUGAGAUGCAGAUUGGUGCCUUUGAUGUUGAGGUGAAUGGUGGCGCCCAGUUUCGCCGCUUGAUGAUGGAGGUGGAGAUCUUUCUGCGUUUCUCAGAGAUUGCGGUUGAAAUCAAAAAACGCGAUGUGAUCCAAGCCCGAGGGGUUUCCAUGAGCAGCUUGACAUGGCGGGACGUGGUGGUGAAACUCCUGAGCCAUGAAGCACAUCUCCCGUUGCAGCGACGGGUGGCCUAUGUGGGAGAACGGAUCAAGUGGUUUUUUGAGAUACAGAAAGAUGCAGUCUUGGAGUUCAUGGAGAAGCUUGAAGGCUCGCCAAAUGCCAAUCUUUUUUCUCCUCUCUACCCCAAACAUGCAAAGCUCGUCAAGCAGAAUUUGAUGAUCAAACAUGCCGUUUGGCAGACCUACGAUCAAACCUGCAAACGCCAGCUUGCUCAAUUUGUUGAGCUCUUUGAGAACAUGCUCACCUCCACCUUUUCCAACCCAUGGGUAUUCUUGAAGGGAGCCACAACAAUCCCAGCCAUCUCCGGGGAUCUUGAAGAUGCCAUGCUGCCAUCAUUUGAUGACACCAAGAAUCGAAUCCCCCGAGAAAUCGAAAGCAGAAGUGGCAAUGAGGUGGCCAUAUCUCAUUGGCUGACCAAGAUCCCAGCAGAACCACAUGAGAUCGAUCAAGCAGUUGACAAGGUGCAAAUCCUUGUGCUGCACACCUAUAGCUUUAUCAGAUCUCAAGUGUGUGAUCAAGUGGAGCUCUUUUCGGAAUCCUUCUUCAAACUGCCAAUGAUGAGACGGCUUGAGGAGGACAUGGCAAAGAUUGAGUUAACUCCAGAAGACAAAGCCAACUAUGAGGCAAGAAGACAACGUUUGGAACCAGAGAUCAAGACGGCUGAAGAGAGCCUGGUUGAGAUCGACCGGUGUCUUGAUCGCCUGCAGGGCUUUAAGUUGAAAUGUGAUGCAAGAGGCUGAGAAGAAUUUACAAACGCUAAAAAGUGAGGUGACCUGUAGGAACGUGGCACAUUUUGGAAUGGUGCAGUGUCAUCAGUGUCUG